AUGUCAUCAUCUCCACUCACUAUCUGCACUCACUCUGGCUCGUUCCAUGCAGACGAAGCACUAGCCUGUUUCAUGUUGAAACAGACUAACAAGUAUAAGGAUGCACAGAUCAUUAGAAGUCGUGAUGCGGCUGUUGUUGACAAGGCAGAUGUAGCUGUCGAUGUUGGAGCUGUUUACGAUCUCAACAGGAACAGAUUCGAUCAUCAUCAAGCUGGCUUCACAGAGACAUUCGAUGAGCAGCAUGAGACAAAGCUGAGCAGUGCUGGUCUCGUAUACAAACACUUUGGCAAAGAGAUCAUCAAGUCAAGAUUGAGUCUGAACGACGAGUGCACAUCGAUCAUCUUUAACAAGGUCUAUAAUGAGUUCAUUGAGGAGUUGGACGGCGUUGACAAUGGUAUUGAGCGCUACCCAAUCGAUAUUAAGCCAAAGUAUAGAGUCACCUCCACUAUUGGUCAGCGCGUAUCAACACUCAAUCCAAACUGGAAUGAGCCACAGACUGACGAGCUGUUGGGACAACGCUUUGAGAAGGCCAUGCAGUUGAUGGGCGAGACAUUCUUGGACAAGGUGGACUACUUUGGCAACAGCUGGCUGCCUGCACGCUCAAUUGUCGAGCGAGCUCUGCUGACACGUCGCGAGGUGCACCCAUCGGGUCAGAUCAUUGUGUUGGAUCAGGUCUGUCCAUGGAAGGAUCAUCUGUACGAGUUGGAGGCUGUUCACGACGUCAAGGAGAAGCCAGUGCUGUUCUGUUUGUUCCAGGACAACCUUGGAAGCUGGCGCGUGCAGGCCGUCAAUCUCGAUGGCUCAUUUGCUCUGCGCAAGGCACUCCCUGAGGCCUGGAGAGGUCGUCGUGACAAGGAGCUCAGUGAGCUCGUUGGAAUCGAGGGUUGUAUAUUCACUCAUGCAAAUGGAUUCAUUGGAGGACAUGCCAACAAAGAUGGAGCAUUGGUGAUGGCCAUCAAGGGACUUGAGUCAUAA
Messenger RNA from Acytostelium subglobosum LB1, 975 nucleotides. RefSeq lists its product as hypothetical. The record is from RefSeq and is a predicted model, not a curated record. Bases 1 to 975 code for a protein of 324 amino acids. The transcript has 4 exons. NCBI's taxonomy places the organism in Eukaryota, Evosea, Eumycetozoa, Acytosteliales, Acytosteliaceae. Gene Ontology annotation, cellular component: nucleus; cytoplasm.